AUGUUUCGAUUCAAUUUCCGUCGUGAAAUCUUGAAAUCUACCGGGAUUUUUCGCCGGAACAUACACAGCGAUCUCGAAGAUGCUGGGCCGAUGGCAUCUCGGCUUAAAUCCCGUUCAGUUGUCCGGUUUAGCGGACCGGAUACGGUUAAAUUUCUUCAGGGUUUGUUAACAAACGAUGUACGGAGGUUCGGUGAAUCUUCCGGCAAGAAAAGCUCGGCGAUUCCUACGCCUAACAUGGCUUCCGUUUCGACGCCGCCUAUGUAUGCGGCGUUGUUAACUCCUCAAGGAAGGUUUCUGUACGAUUUCUUCUUGUAUAGCAAUUCGCGACCCGAGGAGAAACUCGAUCGGACUGGUUCAGGACCCGGGUCGGAUUCGGGUCGUGAUGGGUCGGUUGAGUUGUUUGCAGAUGUUGAUGUCUCUGUCCUUGAUGAAUUGCUUGAAACACUCAAAAAAUAUCGAUUGAGGUCUAAAGUGGAUAUCGAAAACGUUGCAGACGAAUUCUCGUGUUGGCAGCGUUACGGUAUGAAUCUUUCGGGGUCUUCAUCUGUUGGUUGGGGCGGUGGCACUGAUCGUGCUGGUGAAACUACAGCUAGUGGUAAUAAGUGUGGAUGUCAAUGGUACAAGGAUCCGAGGUUGGAUUGUCUUGGUUAUCGAGGCAUAUUUCCUUCUGAUGCAACCCCGCCUUUAGUUGAGGCGGAUAAAGAAACAGAUGAAAGUAAUUAUCUUUUAUGGAGAUUAGAGCAUGGAGUUGCUGAAGGAUCAGCUGAAAUCCCUAAAGGCGAAGCAAUUCCGCUUGAAUAUAAUCUUGUUGGUCUUAAUGCAAUAAGCUUUGACAAAGGCUGCUAUGUUGGUCAAGAGCUUAUAGCUCGUACUCACCACCGAGGUGUCAUCCGGAAACGCUUAAUCCCUUUACGAUUCAUUGAUAGCAAUGGAAAAGAGGUAAAUCAGAAAGUUGCGGCUGGUGCGGAAGUGGUUGAAUCAGGAACCGGUAAGAAAUUGGGGACGGUUUCAACAGCUUUGGGUAGCCGGGGAAUGGGUGUUUUGCGGGUAGAGGAAGCCUUUAAGGCAUCAACUGAGUUGACAGUAAAGGGCUCAGAGGACGUGAAAAUAGAGGUAAUCAGACCGAUGUGGUGGCCAGGCCAGUGGUUCCAGCAGAAUCAAUCAGAGACAGCCUCUGCGUAG
Arabis nemorensis is the source of this 1182-nucleotide messenger RNA. The record is from the annotation of a GenBank genome assembly. NCBI's taxonomy places the organism in Eukaryota, Viridiplantae, Streptophyta, Magnoliopsida, Brassicales, Brassicaceae.